Tarenaya hassleriana is the source of this 2808-nucleotide messenger RNA. RefSeq lists its product as uncharacterized. Bases 312 to 2588 code for a protein of 758 amino acids. The record is from RefSeq and is a predicted model, not a curated record. NCBI's taxonomy places the organism in Eukaryota, Viridiplantae, Streptophyta, Magnoliopsida, Brassicales, Cleomaceae. The transcript has 6 exons.
UGUGUGUCCUUUUACAAAGAAUGCUUUUUGCAUGACAAGACAGCCGACCCAUUUGGCCCUCUCUUUUCUCUUUCUCUGUGAUCAGAUUCGCCUCACUCUGCCCAUCUGAUUCGCUGCUGAGUCAUCUCUCUCUCGUCCCUUGUUAGGGGCACUGAAAUCGUUUUUUGUUUCGAUCCUCUCGCGUAACCCCAAGGCUCUUCACGGGGAACUUCUCUUGAAUUCUGGGUCGUUUUCAUUUAGUCAUCAUCUCUCAGGUUAGAGCUCCUGUUCCCUGACUAAUUGCAUGUAAGCUAGUUGCUGCAUCCGGGAGAAUGGGUGCAUCAACUUCUAGAAUAGAGGAGGAUAAGGCUUUGCAGCUGUGUCGUGUGAGGAAAAAGUUUGUUCGUCAAGCUCUCGACGGAAGAUGCUCGUUAGCUGCUGCUCACGUUUUAUAUGUUCAGUCUCUUAAAAGUACAGGAACUGCCCUAAGGAAAUUUUCUGAAACCGAAAUUCCAGUUGAAUCUUCCCUGUACACGUCCACUAGUGCAACUCCAGAACCUCUUGCUUUAACCGAGAAGUCGGUUUCACAUUUGUCAUACUCUCCGUUAAGAACCUCACAGUUUCAUGAAACAUAUUCUCCUUCCCCGUCCCCACCUCCUCCCGGUUCCAGCCAAUUCCACGUAAACCAUAUGAAGUUUAAGGGAUUUUCUUCGAAAAAAGUGGAAGAGAAACCACCUGUCACUGUUGUUGCCACUGUGACAUCAUCUAGUAUCCCACAAAGUACUACACCAAGGUCUGUAGAAAAGAUUGAACGCACUCUUUUUGAAGAGUCUUCUUCCAUGCCACCCGAAACACCUCCUUGGGACUAUUUUGGUCUUUCCCAUCCAAUAGACAGCCAGUUUUUUUCUUCUCGUGAUGGGAAGGAAGGUUUCACCGGAACGUUCGAGAAUGGUGAUGAGCUGAGACAUCUCAGGGAGGAAGAAGAACUCCAUCCGGAGCUGGAAGAUGGUGAAAAGGAAGAUUCUCGGGAAUCAGAGGAUGAGUUUGAUGAGCCCUCAACUGAUACACUGGUUAGAAGCUUUGAAAACUUCAACAGGGUGCAAGAUCACAAUUUACAAAGUCCUUUACCUAAAAGGGGGGAGGAAUUGGAAGGCGAAUACUCAGACGAGGAGAAAAACAAGACUCCUGAUUUAUCGCCAUCUGUGACACCUACUCAUAUCCCCUCUAAGUUGAGCAAAACACCCAAUACCAAAGGAGAUCCGAUGGAGAACAGGCUUCCGAUGAGGGACUUUUUGUCAAGCAUGAAAGAGAUAGAGAUGCUCUUCAUAAAGGCUUCAGAGUCUGGGAAAGAGGUUCCUAGGAUGCUUGAGGCCAAUAAAUUGCAUUUUCGUCCAAUAUUUCCGGCCAAAGAAAGUGGUUCUGGUGCAUCAUCGAUACUGCAAUCCUGCUUCUCUUGUGGGGAAGACCCCAAAAAUGUUCAAGAAGAGCCUGCUCAGAAUUCGGUGAAAUACUUGACUUGGCACAGGACAGAGUCUUCCCGAUCAUCAUCUUCGAGGAAUCCUCUUGGAGGAUUGAAUUCCGAUGAUGUUGAGGAACUUAAUAGUAAUCUCUUUGAGAACAUUUGUAUGAUUGCUGGCAGCCACGCCUCUACGCUAGACCGGCUUUAUGCAUGGGAGAAGAAGCUCUAUGACGAAGUUAAGGCCAGUCAGACAGUGCGGAGGGAAUAUGACGAGAAGUGCAAAGUUUUGAGGGAACUUGAAUCAGAAGGCAAGAGUUCGCAUAAAGUCGACAAGACCCGGGCUGUUGUCAAGGAUCUUCACUCCAGAAUCAGAGUUGCCAUCUAUAGAAUUGACUCGAUAUCAAGACGGAUUGAGGAACUACGGGACAUAGAGCUCCAGCCUCAGCUCGAGGAACUGAUCGAAGGGUUGAGCAGGACGUGGGAAGCGAUGUUGGAAUGUCACAAGCUUCAGUUUCGGAUAAUCUCCGGGUGUUUCAGGAACAGCAACAUCAAACUCAACAUGCAAUCAGAGUUGCACAGACAAAUCACGUCUUGUCUCGAAGAUGAACUCAGAGCAUUGGCCUCGAGUUUCACCAAAUGGAUCGCUGCCCAGGAAUCGUAUAUCAAAGCGAUAAAUGAAUGGCUGGGCAGAUGCGUCACUCUCCCGCAAAAAUCCUACAAACGCAAAAAGUACGCGGCUCAACUGUCUCUUGAAGACUUCGGCCCUCCCAUCUAUGCAACUUGCAGCUUCUGGCUGAAAAAGCUCGAAGCUCUGCCAACCAAAGCGGUCUCGGAUUCCAUCAAGACACUGGCUUCUGAUGUUGCCCGGUUCUUACCACGACUAGAGAAGAAUCAGACCAAGAAGACCGGGCAUCCACAUUCGGGUGAGAACGGGAACGAUCUGACGGCUAAUAUGUUACGAGACGAAGCCUUGGAUGAUACCGGGUCCGAGUUUGAUCGGUUCAGGACAAGUUUGGAAGGGUUUCUGGGACAACUUAACCAGUUUGCGGAAUCAUCCGUGGGAAUGUAUGAAGAACUGAAGCAGGAUAUCUGCAAUGCCAAGAGGAAGUAUGAGCAGUUGAUGGCGUAUUCUCAGGCCCAGGUUAGUUGAUUCCUGGGAAACCGCAGGAAAAUGAACUUCACGACGACAAGAAAGCGCCUGAAUUUUUCGCGGGGAAAACAAUUUUUGGAGGAAAAAUCCCAUAUUUUUGAAAUGAUUUGGCAUUUGUGUAAAUGCAGAGAUGUGUUAUUAAUUAAAGAUUAUUUGCUUUGAACGACUGUUAUACAAAGUUCGUGAGCACAUAUUAUGAUUGUAGUGGGUUUGCGUUUCU